Malurus melanocephalus (red-backed fairy wren) is the source of this 6067-nucleotide messenger RNA. It is a transcript of the gene VASH1, whose product is annotated as vasohibin 1. Gene Ontology annotation, biological process: regulation of angiogenesis. The record is from RefSeq and is a predicted model, not a curated record. Lineage: Eukaryota; Metazoa; Chordata; Aves; Passeriformes; Maluridae. The coding region runs from base 9 to 1058 and encodes 349 amino acids. Gene Ontology annotation, cellular component: cytoplasm. The transcript has 7 exons.
GCGCGGCGAUGCCGAUGCCGGGGGGCGGUGGGGCCGCGGCCGCCAGGCAGUCCCCGACCGGCGAGGCGGCGGCGCCGCGGGACGAGGAGCAGCAGGAGGAGGAGGGCGAGGAGGAUCUUCGCGACGGCGGCGUCCCCUUCUUCGUCAACCGCGGCGGGCUGCCCGUGGACGAGCCCACCUGGGAGCGGAUGUGGCGGCAUGUGGGCAGGAUCCAUCCCGAGGGGGACCGGGUGGCGCAGAGGAUCCGGGGCGCCGCCGACCUGCCCAAGAUUCCCAUACCAAGUGUGCCUGUGUUCCAGCCGUCCACCCCCAUCCCUGAGCGCCUGGAAGCUGUACAGCGCUACAUCAGGGAGCUUCAGUACAAUCACACUGGGACACAAUUCUUUGAGAUUAAGAAGAGCAGACCUCUGACUGGGCUGAUGGAUCUGGCCAAAGAAAUGACCAAAGAGGCCCUGCCAAUAAAAUGCCUGGAAGCUGUGAUCCUGGGAAUUUACCUCACCAACAACAUGACCACACUGGACCGUUUCCCCAUCAGCUUCAAAACUCACUUCUCAGGGAACUACUUCCGACACAUCGUGCUGGGGGUGAACUUUGGUGGCCGCUAUGGGGCACUGGGCAUCAGCCGACGUGAGGAACUCAUGUACAAAGCACCUGUCUUCCGCACACUAAGCGAACUCAUCUUUGACUUCGAAGAGGCGUAUCGCCGCUGCUGGCACACUCUGAAAAAGGUGAAGCUGGGCCACUGUGUGUCACAUGAUCCACACAGCGUGGAGCAGAUUGAGUGGAAGCGCUCCAUCCUGGAUCUAGACAAGCUAACYCGAGAAGAUUUUCGCAAAGAGCUUGAGAGACAUGCCCGUGAUAUGAGGCUGAAGAUUGGGAAAGGAACUGGACCACCGUCUCCCACCAAGGACAGAAAGAAAGAUGUCUCCUCCCCACAAAGAGGUCAGGCCAGCCCCCAUCGGCGAAACAGCCGUGGGGACCGACGGCCAUCUGGUGAGAAGAAGCCUGCUGAUUCCAAAGCCAUGCCAGACCUCAAUGGGUACCAGAUCCGGGUGUGAAGAGAGCUGUGCCUUGUGUGCCUGGCUCCAUGGACUUCAUGCUGGCCACAGCUGGGACCUGGAUCCACCUGCAGUGAUUCUGACAAAUGGGCCAGGGGAGUGGGAGCAUAAGAGAGUGCUGAUUUUCCCAGGUACUUACUAGUGGGCCAGUCCCAGAGCUGGAUCCCAUGGGUCCCAGAGGAUUCGCCUGCCUGUUUCUGGGAGAGGUGACCAUCUUAAGUCACUUAAGUAUUUUUUAAAAAAAAAAGAAAAAAAAAMCCAAAAAAAAUGUAUACAUURGUGGGAGUUUGCUUCAGGAAGAAUGUGAAGUGAGUGGGGUCAGUGGACUUGAUAUCUUUGCUUUGACAGCAAGUAGAUGAAGAAUCUUGUCAACAGUACUUCUUCCCUGUCUGCACAAAAGUCUUCAACCCCUGCAAGGCCUGCAGGGCUGAGGGAGAAGUGAUGCUGGAAUGGGAUGGCCUCCGAAUCUUGUACAAAAACUCCUGRUUUUGUCAUUAUGAAUACUUUGUUUAUCAUUGCUCUUGUGAGAGAUAGGUCUGAAUUUGCUCAGCCUGAUUUACUAACCAUACAAAGUCUUCUCAUCCAGAAAAAACAUAUCUUGUAUGUUUAGUCCUGCCUAUUUCAAAGCAUUUCAUUGUCUCUGAGGGGGUAGACAGUGGGAAGAUUGCCCACCACUGCAAUGCUGGUGAAUUGUUGCUGAAGGUUCUUUGGUGGUUGUGUGGGUCAGGAUAUGCCUAUACAAUCGCUAUAUGAAAACAGGCACAGAGACCUCAAUUGUUCCAGCAGUGGAGAUGGGGCAAGUGGGGGCUGGUGGGAAACCUGAACUUCUCAUCAUCUCUACAUCAGCCUUCUCUCUAUUAAAUUCUAGUGAUUGCUAUUCAGAAAGGUUGUGGAAGUCACUUCAGUCACUGGGGUACGAGUUUUAAGAGUAAAUAGUUAAAGAAGAAUAUAAUAAUGGGAACACUUUGCUUUCCACAAGCGUCUUGCUCCUUCCUCCCUGUAGUGUUAGUGCUAGAGUUACAUACACCUGUUUGUGAGCUGCCCUGCUUGAGGAAAUUGCAGCUGCUUUCCGGUCAGCUCAGCCUGGAGCCUCCUGAAAGCAGCUCCCCACCACAGUGCCAGAGCUGUGCUUGUUCUGGCUCUUUGGGUAGUUGCAUUAUGUUACAGCAUCACUAACCUUCCCYAAAGUACUGGGCUGGGCCUUUCUGCCACUUUUGGCCUUUUCCUACUCACUUCUGGGGGAGUGUUUUACUACUGAUUAAGGAGUGUAAUGCUUGUCAGAAAUCUGGAGUGUUGUCAGACCUCUGUUUGAGGCCUAAGACAUGGGAACGGUGAAGUUUCCAGAAGACAGAACAGCAUGGUCUUGAAGUGAUUUAGAUGCAUGGAUCUAAGGGAUGCAAAACCAGAGCUUGGGAGUGGGAGUAUACUUGGGAGAAACAGUCUUGUUUUAUCACAGCACUGACAAGGAGCUAAACUUUCUGAAAUACCACAUAUUUAACUUUGUUAGAACUAGGCUUAUUCUUUCUUUUCUUUCUUUGUUAGAAACAUGAUGGAGCUCUACUGUUUUUUGGGGUUUUUUUUAUGCAGUAUUCCCGUGCCAUAUCCUCAUAAUAAGCAGAGCUAUUUUGGUGGCAGAGAAUGGGUUCUUAACCCCAAACAAAUCAGCUCUUCUGUCUAGUUAAAGCAGUUAAUCCUUGAAGCACCACCCACAAGCGAUUUAACUCAGGCCUUACAGUUUCCUAAUUGUACAUCCUUAACUGUGAUGUAACUUGCAAGGCGUAUCCAUCCCACUGCAGUCCAUCCUUCCAAUCUACCUUUGCAGUCUGUACUUUUCUGCUAUGCUGUACAACCAGGAGGAAAAUCUGUAAGAAGGUKGCAGAACUUGCUGCUGAGCCAAGAGGUUAAUCCAGAAGAGGAUACUGUUUCCACAGUGCARUGCAACACCUAUCCACUYUCUUACAUUCCAGCUAUAUACAACAAUUGAAAUUACCAGCAGUAGCAAGCCAAGCAUCUAUUUGAACAUGUCCUUUGGUCAUUUUUAUGGGCUGUAAAUUAACAUAUUUAGUUUCUGGAUGAUGAUGUUAGCUGUAAAGGUACCACAGUUACCUGUAAAUAAUAUGGGCCACUUGGAAGCUACAAACUGCCUCUGCAUAAUGUUUGGUAUGCAGCAGACUGAAAGUUCAGAUGCCACUGUGAAUCAUGUGAUAAAUACAAGCAGCAGUGAGCAAGGAAAAACUGAAUGUCAGGUUUUAUUAAAGUGGAUGAAAUCCAGAAUUUUUUUAAAAAUUUUUAAAGAUUACUAGAAUGCAUCCUCACCAUGACUUUGGUUAGUUGAUUGGUUGGUUAAUCCACAGUAACUGAAAAGCUCUCAAGAGUAAUUAGCAGCCUAAUACAGAGAACAUUCAAUAGCUGGAUAGACUUGAGCUUUUUUAAUGGAAAGGAAGGGAAAUGUGGGGGUGGGAGGAAGACUUUAAAACAGAUGGGACAAGUGUGGGGUCAGCUGUAAGUUAAUGAUGCUUUCUUGAGAGCAGGGUAAUGGGUGUUCUGCAGUGUUAGAUCACCAGGGCAGAAUGCCUUAAAACAAAAUGCUUUGUUUGACUCUGUAAUUAAGUGCUUUCCUGCAGGACAUAACUAAGGCCAAUAGCUUAGAAAACCAAAGGAAGUGGAUGUUUAAGAUAUGAAUGACAGGUAGAUUUCAAGGUCUCUUAAUCCUCAGCUGCAGCUAGACAAGACCAUCCUCUUUCAAGAUUUGGUUUCAUAAUUAUAUAUGUUAGCAGGUAUUUAAUUCUUGGCAUGUAUCUAACAUUGAUAAAUUUCUCAAGAUGGACACAGAAGCAGGCAAGUGCCCCCUGGUAGGGUUAUUAUUUCAAGUCUUCUGCUGUGUUUCUGUUUCACAGAAUUCCUGCUCCUUAUUGUUUCUGUAUCUCCAGUUUAGCAGAUGGUGCAAGAAACUGGAAAAGGACCAUGCAUUGCUCCCCUUCUUGCUCUGGCUCCCCCCACCUUUGUAACAGGAUGAAUCACUUCAAUACAAAGCUUUGCUUCCUUCCCAACAAACAAGACCACAUCCUUCCAUGACAGAGGAUUAAUGGAAUCCAGUUUCAUGCUGUAAGAAAUCAGAGGGUACAGUGCAAGACAAACUUCAGCACUUCGACUUCUUUCCUCCUCCAUCUACAUGCUCUGGUUUCUAGUCUGUCUGCCUUUAACCAUAAGGAAAAAAAGACCGGUGAUGAGUCUUUUUCACUUCUGUAGACUUUAGAGCUACAGAGAAGGAAUGACAAUGUAACUCAUACUGCUUAGUGCCUGCCAAACAAGAAAGAUGGAUCUUGAGGAGUCCUAUUAAUUUUUUAAUAUUAAAUAUUAAUAGGGUUGCUCAUGUAGCUCUGUGAUGUAAAUGUCACUGUUCAGUAGGUCUCACCUGAUAYCUGUUCUGCAGUACAAGUCUUGGGAACUCUAUGGAAGGGAACCGAGUUUGUAUACUAGGAAUGGAUAGACACUGCCUGCAUUGUAUGUAAAGUUGAGGUGAGCUUUGAAAGACUUUAACAAAUGCUGACCUAUUACUGCAAAAACUAUUUUAAAUGUAAUGCAAACCUUGAAAUAAGAGUCCCUCUUUAUCCUUUUAUGUAGAUAAGUCCCUUGAUACCUGGCCAACUGCAUUUUUUUUUAAUGGGAAGAUUCAUUAGUGAGCAAAACUUUCUGAUACAAACUUUGUACAUUAAAGAGCAGGGUUGGGUGUCCAUCAGUCUGUGACACAUUACUCUUUUUUUUAAACUAGUUGAAGCUAAAGGUGUCUUUAGGAACUUAAGGUAUGUUAGCAAGUGUUUUAGGUGGCAGUGGAGUGCUUUUUUUUCAAUUACUAUUUUACCUUGUGUGCGCCAGGCUAUGGGUCAGUACAUAGUAUCCUUGGAUCUAUCAGAAUAAAUUACUCCACAACUGAGGUCGAAACCUAGUUUCUGUUCACAUAGUAGCUGUAUUGCUGUUGUCAARUAUGUUUAAUAUGAUGAAUUUUAAGUAUUUCAGGUGAAAGCCUUAAUCAGGUGCCUACCCCCAAAGGUAGGCUCAUGUGUGGUGGUGUAUAGACUGAAACAUGACUGUCCUUAAAAUUUCAGCAUUUAAGAAAUCCUAACAAACAGAAGAAAGCUCCUGUCUGCCAAAGGGCAAGAGUCUGGAUUUGGAUUACAUUGGCUUGACCUUGCUUCCAGUGGCUUGCUUCCACUGGCCACCUUCCAGUGGCUCUGGCUAAUCACUUCAGGUGAUUGCUUUAGCUACCUGCUAUUUCAAGUGAUCAGACAGUAGACAUAGGCAGGGGGUGUCCCAGGUAGUACUGUGUGUGGCUGAAAUAACACCACAUAUUCCAGUGGCCUUCACUGUUGUCCUGACAACAUUUAGACCUGCAUUAUGGAUUUAAAAUUUUACUUAAGCAAGUGCUAUUUUGGCUUGAUGUUUGCUCUCCCAGAGCAAAGUGAGAUUGUCCUCUACAGCCAAGUUGAACUCCUUAGGGAAUUUCAUAUUUUUGUCUGUCUUCUGAGCAGGUAUUUACUUGUAUCACAACCACUCUCCUUCAGUGGUGCCCUGGCCCUUUCUGCUCAAGAGCAACUCAGUUUAGGCCCAGAAGGCUGCUGAAUUCCCUAUGAUCUCUGCAGAGCAGAGUUUCCCUCCAGGUCAGGGCUGAGAUGGUGCUAGCAGGACCAGAGUGGUCCCCUUCCAUGCACAUCAGUAUUCUACUCCAGAAACGAUAGGGGUGCUCCAAAACCAUUYACAUCCUUAUCACUGGUACAGCUCAGAACUAAGAAAUUGAAAGUUUCUUUCUUGAAGAACAGUAUCAUGUGUGUCUUUUUGUAAUUAAUCAGUGUGGGUCUGUGUUCUUAUGUAGCCAACACAGAAUUUUUUUUUUAGAUUUAGUUCUUGCUGCACUUCCCAUGGCCCUCAUGUUGAUAUUUCUUCCUGCUUCCUUUGACACUUAGACAAUAAAAUUCCCUCUGUACUGCUCUCAGCCUGUGCAGAGAAAACAA